Molecule: messenger RNA, 1683 nt
Organism: Clarias gariepinus (North African catfish)
Lineage: Eukaryota; Metazoa; Chordata; Actinopteri; Siluriformes; Clariidae
Gene: rabgef1
Product: RAB guanine nucleotide exchange factor (GEF) 1
Exons: 10
Coding region: 64-1677 (537 amino acids)
Biological process (GO): vesicle-mediated transport
Cellular component (GO): endocytic vesicle; cytosol
Molecular function (GO): guanyl-nucleotide exchange factor activity; zinc ion binding; small GTPase binding
Source: RefSeq, a predicted model, not a curated record
GCACACGGAUGACGUCACAGUGUCGUUGCGCAGCCUGAGGAGCUUCGCUGAUCCGGAGACACGAUGAGUCAGCGGUCCGAGCGGCGAGGGAUCCAUGUGGAUCAAUCUGAGCUGCUGUGUAAGAAAGGAUGCGGUUACUAUGGCAACGCGGCAUGGCAGGGGCUGUGCUCUAAGUGCUGGAGGGAGGAGUACCAGCGCGCCCGCCAGAAACAGAUCCAGGACGACUGGGAACUCGCUGAGAAGUUACAGAGGGAGGAGGACGCAGCGUACGCCAGCAGUCAUGGCUCACAGGCUCCGCCCUCUCUCACACCCUUCUCCAAGUUUGAGGAGAAGAAGACCAACGAGAAAACACGCAAAGUGACCACCGUGAAGAAGUUCUUCAGCCCCUCGUCACGCAGCAGCUCCAAGAAAGAGAGAGAGGGGGAUGAGGAGAGAGAGAGAGAGGGGGAGAGGGAGAGAGGGAGAGGAGAGAAGGUGCAGGGCAGAAGGCAGAGUCACAGAGAGAUGCUGCUGCGAGACCUGAAGGGUAUUUUUACACACUCGUGGGAGAUCGGCUCUCCGACCGAAGAGAGCCACGAGGCGAAAUCCCACAGUCCAUCGAUUGUGCGUCAGUCGAGUGUAGAGACGGACCAGGUGUCGAGGGAGUUUGUGGAAUUCCUCAAGACUCUGAAACCAGGACGAGAAAUUCACAAGCAGAGCCGAGCCUUUGUGGAGAGCAUGGGCAAUAAAAAGGACCUGGGUGCUGACGAGCUCUCCGAGUGUGUGCAGGAUUUCUACCAGAACAUGUCUGACCGUCUCCUCACUCACUUUAAAGGUUCCUCUGAGAAGGUGGAGCGAGUAAUGGACCAGGUGGAGAAGUACAUCAUGACGCGCCUCUAUAAGAGUGUGUUCUGUCCUGAGACCACCGACGACGAGAAGAAAGAUCUGAGUACGCAGCACAGGAUCCGGGCGUUACACUGGGUGACCAUCCAGAUGCUGUGUGUUCCUGUGGAUGAGGAAAUUCCAGAAGCAGCUGAUAGUGUAGUGAAGGCCAUUACAGAUAUAAUCGAGAUGGACUCGAAGCGCGUGCCGAGAGACAAGCUGGCCUGCAUCACCAGCUGCAGCAAACACAUCUUCCACUCCAUCAGGGUGACCAAGAAGGAGCCGGCGUCGGCCGAUGACUUCCUCCCCACGCUCAUCUACAUCGUGCUGAAGGCCAACCCGCCGCGGCUGCAGUCCAACAUCCAGUACAUCACGCGCUUCUGUAACCCCAGCCGUCUGAUGAGCGGAGAGGACGGCUACUACUUCACCAACCUGUGCUGCGCCGUGGCGUUCAUCGAGAAGCUGGACGCUCACUCCCUCAACCUGAGCGUGGAGGAUUUCGAGCGUUACAUGUGCGGCAGCAUGGGCGGAGCCGGUGACGCUUCCCCGUGCAGGACGCCCAAGUCCUCGUCCCCCCCGUGGCCUCUCAAGCUGCUCUCGGCUCUGCAGGAACGCCAGCAGCAGGUUCUGGAGGAGGCGCGAGGGCUGGAGGCGGAGCUCCAGCACUGGCAAGAGGGCGUGGCCCGCGAGGUGCAGGACAUCCUCGACAAAUACCCUCUGGAGAUCAAGAGGCACGCGGCGCAAACCAUCGACUCUGAGAACGAGGAGAAUGACAGGCUGCCUCCGCCCCUGCAGCCUCAAGUGUUCGCUGGUUAGAGUCGG